This is a messenger RNA of Gongylonema pulchrum, 1776 nucleotides long. Lineage: Eukaryota; Metazoa; Nematoda; Chromadorea; Rhabditida; Gongylonematidae. The record is from the annotation of a GenBank genome assembly.
AUGUCAUUUCGAAAUAGAUUACGUGUUUUUCCUUCUGCAAAAAUUUCGGAUUCAGAUUCUAAAAGUGAAAAUUUGCAGAAUCGGCGAGCUGAGGUGCUUGGGCAUUAUGCGCAAUUCAAGGAGUUCGCACGAAUCAAACGUGAUCGCCUGGAAGAGGCACGACAGUUCCAGUACUUCAAACGAGAUGCCGAUGAACUGGAGAUCUGGAUACUGGAGAAGUUGCAGACUGCAUCGGAAGAGUCGUUUCGAGAUCCCACUAAUCUCCAGGCGAAAAUCCAGAAGCAUGAAGCAUUCGAGGCGGAAGUGCAUGCCCAUUCGAACGCGAUUGCUCAGCUUGACAAGACGGGCAAUGAUAUGAUACAACAUCAGCAUUUCGCAUCCGACAUCAUCAAGAAACGACUAAAUGAGCUGCAUUCGCUUUGGGAUCAGUUGUUCUUCAAGCUCAAAGACAAGGGCAUCAAGCUGCAGCAGGCACUUAAGCUACUCCAGUUCAUCAGACAAUGCGAUGAAGUGUUGUACUGGAUUCGCGAUAAAGAAGCGUUUGUUACAGCUGAAGAUUUUGGCCAGGAUUUGGAACAUGUUGAGAAACGACUAAAUGAGCUGCAUUCGCUUUGGGAUCAGUUGUUCUUCAAGCUCAAAGACAAAGGCAUCAAGUUGCAACAGGCGCUCAAGCUACUCCAGUUCAUCAGACAAUGCGAUGAAGUGUUGUACUGGAUUCGCGAUAAGGAAGCGUUUGUUACAGCUGAAGAUUUUGGCCAGGAUUUGGAACAUGUUGAGUUCUUCGAAACAGAAAUGAAGUAUUUCCAGGUUCUGCAAAGAAAAUUUGAGGAAUUUUUGAAAGAGCUCGGUAAUCACCAUUAUCGCAUCACUGAGGUCAAUCAGGCUGCUGAUAAGCUGAUCGAGGAGGGCCACACCGAGCACGAAACAAUCAACAAGAAGAAGGAUGAGGUGAACGAAGCAUGGCAUCGUUUGAACACGCUCGCUGCAACUCGGCGUGAAGGAUUGUUUGGAGCGCAUCAGGUACAACGUUUCAACAGAGACAUCGACGAAACCCUGGCAUGGAUUGGUGAAAAAGACGCUACCCUGUCAACCGAUGAUUAUGGACGGGAUUUGAAUAACGUGCAGGCGUUGCAGCGCAAGCAUGAAGGAACGGAACGUGAUUUGGCUGCAUUAGAUGCCAAGAUGAAUUCGUUGUCGAAUGAAGCGGAACGACUUGCGCAAGUUCACCCGGACCGAGCCGAUGCAAUUAUGGCAAAGAUGAAUGAAGCAAAGGAGCAGUGGGGUGCACUGAAGCGCAAAGCACAAGCACGUAAAGAUGGCCUCGAUCGAUCUUAUAAUCUCCACCGAUUUCUUGCCGAUUAUCGCGACCUGUGCUCAUGGAUUAAUGACAUGAAAGCGGUAAUAUCAGCUGAUGAGUUGGCCAAAGAUGUUGCUGGCGCAGAAGCAUUGCUCGAAAGCCACCAGGAGCAUCGGGCGGAGACGUGGAUGACAAAGCAAGAGGCAUUCCUGGCCAACGACGAUCUUGGCGAUAGCUUGGAUAGCGUGGAAUCGCUGAUUAAAAAGCAUGAAGAUUUCGAGAAGUCACUGGCAGCGCAGGAAGAGAAAAUCAACGCUUUGGACGAAUUUGCAACGAAAUUGAUCCAGGGCCAGCAUUAUGCGGCCGAUGAUGUGGCACGACGGCGUGCAUCGCUCCUGGACCGCAGAAGACAGCUUAUGAAAAAGGUUAGCCUGUUCCUGUUACUGUGCAGCUGUGGGUUCACUGGCCCAGAUCAAUAA